ACGACGGUUACUGAAUGUGCGCGUGUAUAUCCAGACGAAAAAAGAUAGAAAUACGUGGAAUCUGUAACGUAAAGUGGGAACGUAAUAAAAUUGAAUGUGUAGUGAGUGGUUUCGGCGCAGGCAGGAGAAGCGAGAGGUUCUUGGACUUGAGUACGAACGAAAGAAAGAGGGAGAAGUUAUGGCGAGAAGCCAUGGGGGUAGUGAAAUCAGACUGGACUGUUGAAGAACGGUAUUGAGAGGUAGUAGUGCGGCAGGCAGCGGUCGAGUAAGAGAAAAGAGUCACGGAGAAAACGAUUUUACAUGUGUGGUUUUGUUUCUCAAACAAUUUUAAAGCCGACAGGCCCGUGCAUGUAUAAUACGUGGAAUCGACAAUCAUUCGUGGUUAGUUAAGUGUAAUAAGCCGGUCAGUGAAUUAUUUUAAGACGGCUUCAUUGAGAAAAGCUGUAGCAAGAAAAAGAAAAACGACGCGUGAAAUUUUUUUUAUCACUUUCAAAUAAUUCGGAGAACAGUUGAGGAGAGUCUUAACAUACCAGCAAGGCGUGUAGUGCUUGAGUUACAUUUUUUGCAAAGGAAGAAAGGCGGCGCAUUGUGCGCGCUAAACAAAAAUGGCGGAUAGCGAUUCGAGGGUAGACCGGUCAGAUCCGGAGCUACGUUUUCUGUCUGUCGACAGGAACAACUUCAAUGAUCCGGCUACACAAGCUGAAUGGACGCAGAAGAAACUCGUAUGGGUGCCGCACGAGACUCAAGGUUUUGUUGCCGCUGGAAUAAAAGGCGAACGUGGUGAUGAAGUCGAAGUGGAAAUCGCUGAGACCGGUAAACGGGUACUCGUUGCCAAGGAUGAUAUACAAAAGAUGAACCCACCUAAAUUCGACAAGGUCGAGGACAUGGCCGAGUUGACGUGUCUUAAUGAAGCGUCUGUGCUUCAUAACCUCAAGGAUCGUUACUACUCCGGACUCAUAUAUACUUACUCCGGCCUCUUCUGUGUUGUUGUCAACCCCUACAAGAGGCUUCCGAUUUACACAGAAAAAAUAAUGGAGCGGUAUAAGGGCAUCAAGAGGCACGAAGUUCCACCGCACGUUUUCGCCAUUACAGACACCGCCUACCGUUCUAUGUUACAAGAUCGAGAAGAUCAAUCAAUUUUAUGUACUGGUGAAUCUGGUGCUGGAAAAACAGAAAAUACAAAGAAAGUUAUUCAAUAUUUAGCUUAUGUUGCUGCAUCCAAACCCAAAACAAAUGCUGGGACUGGAAUCACCACCGAGAAAUUUGCGGGUGAACUAGAACAGCAACUUCUUCAAGCAAAUCCUAUUUUGGAGGCCUUUGGAAACGCCAAAACUGUGAAGAAUGACAACUCUUCACGAUUUGGUAAAUUCAUCAGAAUAAAUUUCGAUGCAUCUGGAUACAUCGCAGGUGCAAACAUUGAGACCUAUCUCUUGGAGAAAUCUCGAGCUAUAAGACAAGCUAAAGAGGAAAGAACUUUUCAUAUAUUUUAUCAACUAUUAGCUGGCGCUUCUCCAGAGCAGAAAAAAGAAUUUAUAUUAGAAGAUCCAAAGCAUUAUCCAUUCCUAUCAAAUGGCGCACUGCCAGUUCCUGGUGUUGAUGACGCAUCAGAGUUUGCCUCGACUGUCAAAUCAAUGCAUAUUAUGGGUAUGACUAAUGAAGAUUUUUCUUCCAUCUUCCGCAUUGUAUCUGCUGUUAUGCUUUUCGGAUCAAUGCAAUUCAGACAAGAGAGAAAUUCCGAUCAAGCUACGUUACCUGAUAAUACUGUAGCUCAAAAAAUUUCACAUUUAUUGGGACUCAGCGUUACAGAAAUGACGAAAGCCUUUUUGAAACCAAGAAUCAAAGUAGGCCGUGACUUUGUGACUAAAGCUCAGACAAAGGAGCAAGUUGAGUUUGCUGUGGAAGCAAUAUCUAAAGCAUGUUAUGAAAGGAUGUUCCGUUGGCUGGUCAACAGGAUAAAUCGAUCUCUUGACAGAACUAAACGUCAAGGAGCUAGUUUUAUUGGAAUUUUAGAUAUGGCAGGGUUCGAAAUAUUUGAACUGAAUUCUUUUGAACAAUUGUGUAUCAAUUAUACUAAUGAGAAACUUCAACAGCUCUUCAAUCAUACUAUGUUUAUUCUAGAACAAGAAGAGUAUCAACGAGAAGGAAUAGAAUGGAAGUUUAUUGACUUUGGAUUAGAUCUUCAACCUACAAUUGAUUUAAUUGAUAAACCUAUGGGUGUUAUGGCACUCCUUGAUGAAGAAUGUUGGUUUCCAAAAGCCACAGAUAAAACAUUUGUUGAAAAACUUGUCAGUGCCCAUAGUGUUCAUCCUAAAUUCAUGAAAACUGAUUUCCGAGGUGUUGCUGAUUUUGCUAUUAUUCAUUAUGCCGGUAAAGUUGAUUAUUCUGCUGCUAAAUGGUUAAUGAAGAACAUGGAUCCACUGAAUGAAAAUGUCGUCAGUUUAUUACAAGCCUCUCAAGAUCCAUUUGUUUGCCAUAUCUGGAAAGACGCUGAAAUAGUUGGAAUGGCACAACAAGCUCUUACUGACACGCAAUUUGGAGCAAGAACUAGGAAAGGAAUGUUUAGAACAGUGUCGCAGCUGUAUAAAGAGCAACUUGCAAAACUGAUGGUGACUCUUCGUAACACGAAUCCCAAUUUCGUACGUUGUAUUAUUCCAAAUCACGAAAAAAGAGCAGGAAAGAUUGAUGCUCCUUUGGUUCUUGAUCAAUUACGAUGCAAUGGAGUGCUUGAAGGAAUUCGUAUUUGUCGUCAAGGAUUCCCUAAUAGAAUACCUUUCCAAGAAUUUAGACAGCGUUAUGAAUUACUUACACCAAACGUUAUUCCAAAAGGUUUCAUGGAUGGUAAAAAAGCUUGUGAAAAGAUGAUUCAAGCAUUAGAACUUGAUCCUAAUCUUUAUCGAGUCGGUCAAUCAAAGAUUUUCUUCAGAGCUGGAGUUCUUGCCCACCUUGAGGAAGAAAGAGACUAUAAAAUUACAGAUUUGAUUGUUAAUUUCCAAGCUUUUUGUCGUGGUUUUCUCGCAAGACGAAAUUAUCAGAAACGUCUUCAGCAACUUAAUGCUAUUAGAAUUAUUCAGAGAAAUUGUGCAGCAUAUCUAAAACUUAGAAAUUGGCAAUGGUGGAGAUUGUAUACUAAAGUAAAGCCUCUUCUAGAGGUUACAAAACAGGAAGAAAAAUUAACACAAAAAGAGGAUGAGUUAAAACAGGUCAGAGAUAAAUUAGAAAUGCAGCUGCAUUCGGCUCAAGAGUAUGAACGAAAGUAUCAGCAAGCUCUUGAAGAAAAAACAAUGUUAGCAGAGCAAUUGCAAGCUGAAGUGGAAUUGUGUGCAGAAGCAGAAGAAAUGCGUGCGAGAUUAACCGCAAGGAAGCAAGAGCUUGAAGAGAUCCUUCAUGAUUUAGAAGCACGUAUUGAGGAGGAGGAAGAACGUAGUAAUGCUCUUAAUCAAGAGAAAAAGAAACUCCAAUUGAACAUAAGUGAUCUUGAAGAGCAAUUAGAGGAAGAAGAAGCUGCUCGGCAAAAAUUGCAGUUAGAGAAAGUUCAGUGUGAUGCAAAAAUCAAAAAAUUAGAGGAAGAUCUUGCACUUUCAGAAGAUACGAAUCAAAAACUGUUGAAGGAAAAGAAAAUUCUUGAAGAAAGAGCUAAUGAUUUGUCUCAAACUCUCGCUGAAGAAGAGGAAAAAGCCAAACAUUUAGCAAAAUUGAAGGCCAAGCAUGAGGCAACAAUUGCAGAUUUAGAAGAAAGACUUCUCAAAGAUCAUCAACAACGUCAAGAGGUUGAUCGUUCAAAGAGGAAAGUUGAAACUGAGGUAUCUGAUCUUAAAGAUCAAUUGAGUGAAAGAAAAAUUCAAGUCGAAGAACUACAACUUCAAUUAGGUAAGCGAGAAGAAGAACUUAAUCAGGUGAUGUUGAAAGUUGAUGAAGAAGCCGCUGCUAAAGCACAAGCUCAAAAGGCAUUAAGAGAACUGGAGUCUCAGCUGGCAGAACUCCAGGAAGAUCUGGAAGCCGAAAAAGCUGCAAGAAGUAAGGCAGAAAAAUUAAAACGUGACCUAAAUGAAGAAUUAGAAGCUCUUAAAAAUGAAUUAUUAGACUCUCUUGAUACAACUGCAGCUCAACAAGAGCUUAGGAGUAAACGUGAACAGGAAUUGGCAACUCUAAAAAAAAAUCUAGAAGAAGAAACUUCUUUGCAUGAAGCAACACUUGCAGAAAUGCGUCAUAAACAUACUCAAGAACUAACAGCUAUUAAUGAACAGAUGGAUGCCUUGAAAAAAGCUAAAGCAGCAUUGGAAAAAGCUAAAGGAUCUUUGGAAGCAGAAAAUGCAGAUCUAGCAACAGAAUUACGAUCAGUUGGUGCAAGUAGACAAGAGUCUGAUCGUCGACGUAAACAAGCUGAGCAACAGUUGGUUGAGUUGAAUGCUAAAUUAGCAGAAGUUGAAAGAAAUAAACAAGAAUUAGCUGAACGUGUCACCAAAUUGCAAACGGAAACUGAAGCUAUUUCUCAGCAAUUAGAAGCAGCAGAAUUGAAAGCUUCUGCAUCAGUAAAAUCAGCCACUGUUUGUGAAUCUCAAAUUGUCGAAUUACAACAACAACUUGAGGAAGAAACCAGACAAAAACUUGCACUAAGUUCCAAAUUACGUGCUUUAGAAAGUGAAAAAGAAAGCCUUCACGAUCAGCUGGAAGAAGAGGAAGAAGCUAAACGAGCUCUUGAUAAACAAGUACAAGCAUUAAAUCUUCAAUUAAUUGAAGCCAAAAAACGAAGCGAUGAAGAAGCUGAGGCUGCAGCAGUGCUUGAAGAAGCUCGAAAACGAUGCAUGAAAGAUAUUGAAGCACUUCAGAGACAAGUAGAAGAACUUCAAGCAGCUAAUGAUAAAUUAGAUAAAUCGAGAAAAAAAAUUCAAGCAGAAUUGGAAGAUAGUACAAUUGAACUUGAAGUACAGAGAGCUAAAGUUCUUGAAUUGGAAAAGAAACAAAAGAAUUUCGAUAAAGUUCUUGCUGAAGAAAAGGCAGUUUCGGAGCAGUAUGCUGAACAAAGAGAUGCAGCAGAGCGAGAAGCACGAGAAAAAGAAACUAAAGUAUUGUCUUUGACUAGAGAAUUGGAUGAACUAAAUGAAAAAGUUGAAGAACUGGAACGUGGACGUCGAGGACUUCAAGCCGAACUUGAUGAAUUAGUGAAUAAUCAAGGAACAGCUGAUAAAAAUGUUCAUGAAUUAGAGAAAGCCAAGAGAGCUUUAGAAUCACAAUUAGCUGAACAACGUUCGCAGGUCGAAGAACUUGAAGAUGAACUUCAAUUUACUGAAGAUGCAAAAUUACGAUUAGAAGUCAAUAUGCAGGCAUUGCGUACUCAAUUUGAAAGAGAUCUUCAGGCAAAGGAAGAACAAGCUGAAGAAAAACGUCGAGGAUUAGUAAAACAAAUUCGAGAUCUUGAAGCCGAACUUGAAGAUGAAAGAAAACAACGUGCUGCUGCUAUUGCUGCUCGUAAAAAGUUGGAAGCAGAUUAUAAAGAUGUAGAACAACAACUUGAAAUGCAUAAUAAGGUUAAAGAAGAUGCAUUGAAACAAUUGAAAAAACUUCAAGUUCAAAUAAAAGAUUGUACAAGAGAAACUGAAGAAGCACGAGCGGCUAGAGAUGAAUUGGCAACAAGUGCAAAGGAAACAGAGAAAAAAGUUAAGAGUCUUGAAGCUGAUUUACUCCAACUUACCGAAGAUUUAGCAAGUAGUGAAAGAGCUAGACGUACGGCAGAAAAUGAACGUGACGAACUUCAAGAGGAGAUCAAUAAUAAUGCCAAUAAAGGGACAUUAAUGCUCGAUGAAAAACGCCGUCUUGAAGCAAGAAUUGCUACAUUAGAAGAAGAAUUAGAGGAAGAACAAUCAAACAGUGAAAUUUUUGUAGACCGUGCAAGAAAAGGACAAAUAACGAUAGAGCAAUUGACCACUGACUUAGCGACAGAACGUUCAUCAACACAAAAACUAGAAUCACAACGAUUAUUACUUGAGAGACAGAAUAAAGAGCUUAAAGCUAAACUUGCAGAAUUGGAAACUGCACAACGUGCUAAAACUAAAGCUACUAUUCAAGCUCUCGAAUCUAAGAUCAGUAAUCUUGAUGAACAACUCGAGACUGAAGCUAAAGAGCGGUUUGCCCAACAAAAAAUAAACCGCAAAUUAGAUAAGAAAUUGAAAGAACUGAGUUUACAACUAGAAGAUGAAAGAAGAAAUGCUGAUCAAUAUAAGGAACAAGUUGAGAAAGCUAAUGCACGAGUGAAAACAUUAAAGAGACAACUUGAUGAAACGGAAGAAGAACUUAGCAGGCACAAAGUUCUUAAACGAAAGGCUCAGAGAGAAAUGGAUGAAAUGAUCGAAUCCCAUGAAAAUUUAACCCGGGAAGUGGCAAACCUCAAAAGCAAACUAAGACGAGGAGGAGGAGGAGCCACAAUUGGUCUAAGUUCUUCAAGACUGACCAAACGAGGAUCUGUGCAAACUGGAGGAUCUGGUGAUGACUCCACUACCCAAGAUGAAAGUAUUGAUGGCGAAGAAAACAUCAAUUGAAUCAUGUAGUGCAGGCUUUUAUGCUAUGAUAACUUCCAUAACGCAUAAUAGAAUAUUUAAUUAACGUCAGAGACAUGAAGGAUAGAAAAAAUUGUGUUAGAUGCAAGGAUAAUCUUGCAUAUUGGUAUUUUCAAAUGAUCAGUAUAAUUAAUUAAAUGAAUAAUAAACAUAAAAAAAAGUAAAGAAAUGAAAAGUUGAUCGAAAAUAUGAAUCAGUCGAAGAUAAUACGUAAUUGUGGUGAGUUGGAAAUAGAAAAUUAUUUCUUUUUUUUAUUUUUUUUUCUUUUCACUUGAAAGUAUAAAUAUAUUAUUCACUUUUCAUAUAUAAGAUGCCAUCGAUAUAAGAAAAAAAAGUGUUAAAAGAAUGUGUACAUAACUUAACAAUGCGUUCUAACAAACCGCCGAGCGGUUUUGAUGCAAGCACGUAAUUGAAUUCUGCAAAACUAUGGAGGGAAAAGAAAAAUGUUUAAUUAAAAAUACAAUAAUAAAAACAAUACAAAGUGCAUAGAUAAUGAAAACAAAAUCAAUAGAAAAAGACAAAAGAUAUAAUAUUCGGGAAAGCAGAUCGCUGCAUAAUUAUUAUUAAAUAUUAUUAUUAUUAAAUAUUAUUAUUAUUAUUAUUAUAUACAGUAAAAAAUAACCUUCUUAAGUAAUGAUAAGACAUUAAUGUUUAUUACUAUUUUAUUUUAUUAUAAUUAUUAUUAUUAUUAUUAUUAUUAUUAUUAUUAUUAUUAUUAUUAUUAUUAUUAUUAUGAGACAGUAUCAUCCCGAAUAUGAAUUAAUUUACAAAAAAAAGCAUCAAACCAGAAAGAAAUGUGAUAAAUAUUUGAAAAACAAUUAUUGCUAGGGAUUUAUUUCAAUUUAAAAGGUUUACUUGAGAUGAAAUAUAUUUUUCCUUUUUCGCCCAAUUAAACGUUUUCAUUUGAUCUUAAUUUUCAAUUGUUGUACUCUAAUAUUUUUUUAAUAAUUCUUUGAUGUGAAUUAUUGCAAUGUAAAUCUAUAUACAACUCUUUCGCUUAUUUAUAUAAACAUUUUAUAUAAAUUUCUAAAAAUUGACAAUCGCUUGCUCUGAUUGUGUCUAAAUUUAAAAAAAAAUUAUAAUUAAUUUUUUUGUUUCGUUAUAUUUUAUUUUCUUAGUUGUUGGUAGUAAAUCUUUGAACCUUUUAAAAUGAAUUAAAAGAAAAAGUGGGAUGAAAAUAAAUGAAUGGUCAAUAAAAUUAUCAAAAAUCAAGUAAAAAUAUUAAAACAAAUAAGUUUGGCAUUUUUACAAAAAGAACUUUUGUAAAAUUUUUAUGAAAAAAUCUUUAUACUGAAUGAUUUUUUUACAUAAAAAUAUACAGCGUUAGUAUAUUUUUUAGUGCGAUAUUAAUCACAAAAACAUUCAUAUAAAUGCAUUUAUGCCGUUUUCGAAUAAAUAAACAAGCUUUUAAAAUAUUAGAUAAAAAAUGAAUUUAAAUUCAUUAAAGACCAAAUUUUGCAACGAUGAAAAACAAUAAUAGUAAUGAAAUCUAGACUGGCAAUUCACAUUACUAAUUAAGCCAAAACAAAUUUUAUGUAAUAACAAUUUUCUGAUUCCCAAUGCCUAGUAAAAAUAAUUGUGAAAUGUGUAUAUAAGGAAUUUGAAAUUUAAGUGCCAUUUGCUCACUCACUAUUACCAAUAUUUCAUUUAAUAUUUUUUUAAUAAAUGCAUGUGACGCUUUUGUACUACUUAUAGUAAUUAUGAGCGAGAAAGUGGCCUUCAGUUUGAUAUACAAAUCUUGAUAAUUCCACAUGAAAAAAUGAAAUAAACGUCAAAUUCAAGAAUCAACAAAUUUUUGAUACAUUUCUUAUAGAUUAAACUUAAGGGUUGAUUGCAUCUACGAAAAAAGAGAGAACAAUAAAAAAAAAAAUUUUAAAAAA
Molecule: messenger RNA, 8431 nt
Organism: Chelonus insularis
Lineage: Eukaryota; Metazoa; Arthropoda; Insecta; Hymenoptera; Braconidae
Gene: zip
Product: myosin heavy chain 10
Exons: 7
Coding region: 606-6533 (1975 amino acids)
Cellular component (GO): cytoplasm; myosin filament; myosin II complex
Molecular function (GO): ATP binding; microfilament motor activity; actin filament binding
Source: RefSeq, a predicted model, not a curated record